AUUUGAUCAAUGAUCUGAGCAGCGACAGAGACAGAUGACAAGACUGAUCUCCCUUUUUCGGGUCUCAAGCAUGAAAAACAACAAAAUAACAAUAUGCUUGGUGACAAUAUUUUUUUUGUUGGUCCUCCAUCUCUAUAAAGAUUUUAUUGAGACCAAAACCAUCAACCUCCACACAGAUGUGAAAGAGGAGAACCGUCAAACAAGGCAGCGCACCAAAAAGUGGUCCAAUCUAUACUCCUGGCCAAAAUGUCAACAAAAUAUUUCAGCUGACAGCAUCACAGGCUUCAGCUCUCUUCCAGGUAAUGUAAAAGAUUUUCUCUACUAUCGUCACUGUCGCCAUUUUCCCAUGCUACUGGAUUUUCCUGACAAAUGUGGAGGAGCUGAUAAAUCAGCAGAAGUCUUCCUUCUACUGGUCAUCAAAAGCUCCCCCACGAACUAUGACCGCCGAGAGGUGCUGCGCAAAACCUGGGCUCAAGAGAGGCUACACAAUGGUGUGUGGAUCCGGAGGAUCUUCAUCUCAGGAACGAUGAAUUCUGGUUUUGAGAAAGAAAGACUGAACAAACUACUUGAACUGGAGCAACGUGAGUACAGCGACAUCCUCCAAUGGGACUUUAGCGACACCUUCUACAACCUCACCUUGAAGCAAAUACUCUUCCUGGAAUGGAUGGAAAGAAACUGUCCAAAAGCUCACUUCCUGCUAAAUGGUGAUGAUGAUGUUUUUGCCAACACAGACAGCAUGAUCGAGUAUCUCCAAAGCCUCAAGGACAAUAAUGGAAGCAAGCACCUCUUUACUGGCCAUUUGAUCCAGAAUGUCGGGCCCAUUAGAUUAUCAGGCAGCAAGUAUUUUAUCCCAGUACAGGUGCAUGAGUCAGAUUCAUACCCCCCCUACUGUGGUGGUGGGGGCUUCCUGUUGUCUGCCCAUACAGCUAUGGUUAUAUACAGUAUGUCCCAGUCCACUCCCAUUCUUCCCAUUGACGAUGUUUAUAUGGGGAUGUGUCUGGCUAAGGCAGGACUAGGUCCUACUUCCCAUAUAGGUGUGAAGACCGCAGGACUGUACAUCCCCUCCAGAAAACUAGAUGAGUAUAAUCCUUGCUAUUAUAAAGACAUUUUAUUGGUACACAGAUUCCUUCCACCUCAAAUGUAUCUUAUGUGGAAGAGAAUACAUGAUCCCAAGCUGCGAUGUGGUCACCAAAAUAAACAACGUUAGUAGCAUCAAACUGCCAUUUAACUGUGAUGACUGUGCUUGUUGACCUGCACUUAGGCUGUGAGUGCAGGCACGACCUUCUUACUUGUGUCAUGGCAAAAGGUUUGAACAGUUUUUCUACCAGUUUUUAUGAUGUGUGUAAUCUUUGUAAGUACCAUACAGCUGCUUUGAUGGGCCUGAAAAUGUAACCGCAACAAUAGCAACAAUAAUUAACAUCUUAACAAGGGCUGGGCUGACAGUGACCUAAAAGUCCAGCUGAAACCAGUUCUGAACAGCGGUUGUUCAUAGCUUAACAACCAUGAGUAGUCACAGGGGUCCUGUGAAAAUUUCUCCACAUGCUAAAGCAGCAUGCAUGGGGCUGAAUUAAGAGUGAUACUCAGUAGAUAGAAUAUUUGGAGGGUAUGGAACAUGCAAGAACAAAGAGCUUCACACAACAGUAACUAAAGGGGGCAGGGCUUAGCUAAUCAGAAAUUCAACUUUAUGUAAAAACAUAUUCCUAAAUAUAGCUUCUUGGUUAAUAUUCAGUGGUUUCCCUUUCAGCAAUGAGUAAAGCAAACAAGAGUUUCAACAAUUGAUUUAUUAUGAAAUAAAUAAAAUGUUGUUUCAUGAUUUAACUAAGAUUUAGCUUGCAGGAGGUUACACCGGUUACUUGUUUGUCCCACCCUGACUGUAGCACACAUAUGUUUGCACAUUUUUGUGCAGAUCCAGACAAUAAACCGGAUCUGGUGGAAGAAAAUGUCCUUGGUGAAGGUAUGUGCUGUAGUGACUGCCAUUCUAAUUCCUCAGGCUUUUGUAAGACUAAUAGUGUAUUGUAAUGUUAUUUAAUUGCUGGCUUAAGUUCAUAUGUUUACAGUUUUCUUUUAUUUAUUUAUUUUUUCCAGUAUAACCUGUAUAUUUGUGUUAGCACAAUAUGUUGAGAAAGAGAUGAAUGUUUUUGUGCCUUCGAUCAGUGCUUCUCAACCAGAACCAAAAACAGGUUUUUCAGGAUUUACAUUUCUGUCCUGUCAAAUAUAACAAUCCUAAUCAGGUGUCGGUAGUAAGGAAUAAGGGGUCUCCAGUAACGACUCGUGAAAUGAAUGCUUAAAUCUAAUGAAUGCUUAAAUCUAUUUUAUUUUCAUUCUGCUAAGAGAAUAUGUACAGUAUUUUUGUGCUAUUUUAUUAUUAAAAAUGUUUUAGAUGAAA
Messenger RNA from Seriola dumerili (greater amberjack), 2386 nucleotides. It is a transcript of the gene b3gnt3, whose product is annotated as UDP-GlcNAc:betaGal beta-1,3-N-acetylglucosaminyltransferase 3. The record is from RefSeq and is a predicted model, not a curated record. Lineage: Eukaryota; Metazoa; Chordata; Actinopteri; Carangiformes; Carangidae. The transcript has 2 exons. Gene Ontology annotation, molecular function: hexosyltransferase activity. Gene Ontology annotation, cellular component: membrane. Bases 35 to 1207 code for a protein of 390 amino acids.